Ricinus communis (castor bean) is the source of this 757-nucleotide messenger RNA. RefSeq lists its product as uncharacterized. The record is from RefSeq and is a predicted model, not a curated record. The coding region runs from base 74 to 520 and encodes 148 amino acids. The transcript has 2 exons. Lineage: Eukaryota; Viridiplantae; Streptophyta; Magnoliopsida; Malpighiales; Euphorbiaceae.
UCCAAAUUCCAUAACCAAGAAAAAGAAAACGCCCUCUAGCAAUAAAGAAACGAUUUACUGUCAGAAACCCUAAAUGCAGCAGAGAUCAACAACAGGCUCAUCUCGAGCACCAGAAGAGAACUUCAUAGUAAAGGUGACGCAACCAAUGCCAACGCAACUGCAACCCAAAUAUUCUCCAAGAAACUCAAUAAUGACAUAUGGUUCUGAUCAUCAACUUCCAGUUUACUUCCGGUCUUCUAACCCUAUCAGGAAAUUAGCCUCUGAAAAGUUGGUUCAUGCCAUUCCCUUUGCUGUGUUGCUUUGCCUCUUUACUCUCUGGUGGUUCUCUUACCCAGUGAAUUUGGUGAUCAAGGACGGCAAGAUUGUGGCAGUACAUCGUGUUGAGAUGCCACAGCCUCUCAAUAACAAUCAUGUUGAGUUUGCCAUCUUAGCAUCGGCUACAGCCCCAGUUGCUGCAGUUCCUCACAAUAUCACAGUGAAUAAUGAAGCUGAAGUUCAUCCAGUAGGUAAAAUGGAUUGAUCAAUCAUUUGUGCUUCAUGGGAAGAAAAAGAAAAAGUGAACUUCAAUAGUUUGAUUGGAGAAGAAAGCAGGAUUUGUUUGUUCCAUGUAAAUGUAAAACUAGAUAGUUCUUCUCUAUCAGGAGUAACAGGGUACAAUCUGUAAAGAAAACUAUGAUUGCUGUUGAGCUUGUAUCAAAUUUACAUAGAUGAGAUAAAUCAAGGAAUGAGAAGUCGUAGGCAAGUCCUUGAUCAGUGA